AUGAAGUCUCUCAACUUUCAAUCGGUUGUUUCACAGUUUUUCGAGUACGAGAGUACGGUAGUCGUCCGAUGGCCACUUCCAUUCAUCAUCAUCCCACCACUUUUGACGGUUUCUAUUGUCACUCUAACGGUUACAAAUUUUCAUUUGAAUGUGACAAACGAUACUCUUCAAGUGUUCCUUCCGGAUGAUAUGAGAAGUUUGAGGGAUUUGAAAGAAUUGAUUCAUUUAUUUCCACCAAGAGAUACACAAAGAGACACUUAUAGUAUUUUUGGGACCAAGUUUGUGUAUACUGUAAUUGAAGAUGAGCAACCUGAAGGCAACAUUUUAUCGUCUUCGGGGAUUCAGAGAAUGGCACGAUUGCAUAAGUUUGUGAUGGGUUUGGAGACCCGUCAAGGAGACAACGUCGCCACCAACUGCCUCCGAAACCGAGACGACGAAGCGUGCACAAUGCACCCCAUCGCAUUUGCUUUAGAAGACAGUACCCCAGAAUUCGCCAUUCAAUUUCUUCUCCGUUAUCCAAACCUUAAAUUUGGAGACUUUGUAGUAGACAACGCCAUGGUUUUUGGUGGCGUGGAAGUUGUGCCAAAAUCCCAAGACAUUGAAGGAAACUCUCCAAUAAGGUCAUCUAAAGCGGUUCGAAUGACUUACAUUCUGGAGGCAAGCGAGUCUACGGAACGGUGGAUAGACUUGUUUCUCACUACUAUCCCUCGAUACAAAGAAUCCAAUUCCACCGUUUUAUGGUCCUCCUCAAAAAGUUUAGCGAAAGAGAUGGAGAGAAAUGGGGAAUUGCUGAUACCAUGGAUGCCAUGGACCUCUCUAGUACUUGUGGUGUUUUGUAUGUUUGCCUGUUCUUCAUUCCAUGUAGUCAAGUCUCAACCAUUCAUUGGAUUUUUCGCAAUGUUCAAUGCAACCAUGGCCACCAUUGCAUCGACUUCUCUCCUGAUUUAUAUACAGUAUCCAUUUCUUCCUCUGGUUUUCAUUAUGCCAUUUCUGGUUGUUUCAAUCGGUACUGACAAUAUGUUUCUAAUGCUAAAAAGUUGGCGAAUGACAAAGAAAUCAGCAAACGAGGAAAGACGGUACAUUUGCGCUCUAACGGAGUCUGCAGCUUCUUUAUUCUUAACUUCUCUGACUGAUGGCUUAUCAUUUGCCAUCGGAAGUAUUUCAGAUUUUCAUGCAGUUCGAGUAUUCUGCACCUACUGUGCAAUGGCAAUUCUCUUCAUGUUCCUUUUUCAAGUCACAUUUUUCAACGCAGUCAUGUCGUUAUGUUGUCGGAGAGAAGUUGCAGGGAAGCAUCCAGUGUUUUGUUGUUAUGAUACUGUACCAUCGAACGAAACAAAAAUCCUCAAACCUAACUCGGAUACCCACUCCGAUAUCGCUUCUAUUGUUGCCAAAUACCUCUAUCGAAUCUUGAAUCCUUGGCCUUCUCGAAUCGUCGUCUUCUGUGUUUUUCUACUCUAUCUUUUCACUUCAAUUCAUUAUGCAAUUGGCCUACCUCUAGGAUUGGAUCUGAAGCUUUUGGCUCCAGAUGACUCGUAUGUUUCCAGAGAGCUCGAAGCUCAAGAGAAAUUAUUUGCGGACUACGGUGGAUUUUGUUUUGCAUUGGUUCGAUCAGAGAACAUUUCGUUUCGAGACCCAAUGAUCCGAAGGGAUUUGAUAAAAUUGUAUCAUGAUUUGGGAGGAAGUGAGUACGCAUCUCCCGCAGAGUUCUGGCUGGAACCAUUUGAGAAGAAACAUCGGGGACGGAAAUAUUCGGAAUCCAAUUUCUCUGAUGAACUGCACACUUUUCUAGCUAAAGAGCCGAAUUUGAAGUUUCGAAACGAUAUUCGGUUUACUAUGACUGGAAGGAUUGAGGCAAUAAAAAUGAUGUUUCGAGUGAGAAAACUGGGAAAAGAUAACGAUUCACCGAGAGCCGAAUAUAUGAGGAGGAUAAUGGAAACGAGUCAAUUCAGUGGUUUUGUUUAUGAUACCAGUUUUCUGUUAGUGGAUCAGCAAAUGACAACGGUUUACAAUGUGAUUAUUGAUGUGGUUUCUGCAAUUCUCACAAUGCUUUCGAUUUGUGUUUUAAUGGUUCCUCGCCCCGUCUCAGCGAUGUGUAUUGCCUUUGCGAUCCUGUCCGUGAAUAUCGGAGUAAUCGGUGCCCUGGCAGCCACCAACACCCGCCUUGAUAUCAUUUCUAUGAUAACAAUAGUGAUGAGCGUUGGAUUUUCAGUUGACUAUGUGACCCAUACCACAUUCCAUUUUGUUAUUCAAAGAGACAAUCGGCUAGAGGUUGUUUGUUAUCUUUAUCAUUCAUUAAAAAAAUUAAUUAAUUUUAAGAAAUGCCUUCUUGUUAUGACUGAACCCAUUCUCCAAUCCGCGUUAUCUACUGCCAUUGGAGUAUCAUUACUGUCAUUUGUGCAUUCUUACAUCGUUCGAACUUUUGUGAAUACCGUAUUCUUUGUGGUUGGAUUGGGAAUUCUUCAUGGAUUGAUAUUUCUUCCGGUCCUUCUGGAUACCAUCGUCCCUCAUUCUGAAUAUAUGAUUGCUUAUGAACCACACCAGGAAGAAGAGGAAAACAAUCAUUAUGAAGAUCUUUAUGGGUUAUAA
This is a messenger RNA of Caenorhabditis briggsae, 2586 nucleotides long. It is a transcript of the gene Cbr-ptr-9, whose product is annotated as Protein CBR-PTR-9. Gene Ontology annotation, cellular component: plasma membrane; cytoplasmic vesicle membrane. The transcript has 11 exons. The record is from RefSeq and is a predicted model, not a curated record. NCBI's taxonomy places the organism in Eukaryota, Metazoa, Nematoda, Chromadorea, Rhabditida, Rhabditidae. Gene Ontology annotation, biological process: molting cycle, collagen and cuticulin-based cuticle; endocytosis. Bases 1 to 2586 code for a protein of 861 amino acids.